AUGUGGAGAUGUAGCACGAGAAAUGCAUUUCAACCAUGGAGAAUAUUACAAUGCCACCAUCGCUUUGGUAUGAAUCCGAAACUAAUUCGUUCUACUAAUCAACUUCAAAUUGUUCUCGACAAUGAUCAACAAUCAUUGAUUAAAAAUAAAAGUGAAGCAAUACCAUCAGACUCUAGAUCAUUGAAUCAUCUUGAAAAUAAUAAUUCAACUUUGACAGGUAAACAAUGGACCGUUUUUUCAAAUAAAAUUUAUCAAUAUCACCAAAAAAAACUUCAUCCAUAA
Messenger RNA from Rotaria socialis, 282 nucleotides. The record is from the annotation of a GenBank genome assembly. Lineage: Eukaryota; Metazoa; Rotifera; Eurotatoria; Philodinida; Philodinidae.